Messenger RNA from Labrus mixtus (cuckoo wrasse), 3107 nucleotides. It is a transcript of the gene dcaf5, whose product is annotated as ddb1 and cul4 associated factor 5. Gene Ontology annotation, molecular function: protein binding. The coding region runs from base 245 to 2521 and encodes 758 amino acids. NCBI's taxonomy places the organism in Eukaryota, Metazoa, Chordata, Actinopteri, Labriformes, Labridae. The record is from RefSeq and is a predicted model, not a curated record. Gene Ontology annotation, biological process: negative regulation of fatty acid biosynthetic process. The transcript is spliced from 9 exons. Gene Ontology annotation, cellular component: cytoplasm; Cul4-RING E3 ubiquitin ligase complex.
UGAAGGCAGCAUUAAACACAUCAGAUGAACAACAAUCGAACCUGGGAACUCCGAGCAUCCGAGGAGCCCGUGAACGCAUGGCCAAACAACGUCGACACCAGCAGCGGGGCUUCCACCAUCAUGUAGCCCAAAACAGACCCACCAACAUCCAGGAACAUCCGCCGAGAGCAGCGACACAUGUCCGGGGAGCGGAGCUGAGAAACCAGCGCAGACACGGGGAGCUGAUUCGUUCAGCACGGGGAACAUGAAGGAGCUGAAGGGCUGCGGGAUGCGCUCCUCUGUGGGCUUUCUGUCCCGCAGGGAGCUGACCGGACAGCCGCUCAUGAAGGAGGAGUUCCAGAGACGCAGGAUGGCCGGCUGCACCAGCCUCUUCAAGAAGGACAUGCUCGGACACUUCGGCUGCGUCAACGCCAUCGAGUUCUCCAACAGCGGCGGAGAGUGGCUCGUCUCCGGAGGAGACGACCGCCGCGUGCUGCUGUGGCACAUGGAGAAAGCGAUCCACGCUCGCUGUAAACCGGUGAAGCUGAAAGGAGAACACCUGUCCAACAUCUUCUGUCUCGCCUUCGACAGCACCAACACUAAAGUCUUCUCUGGAGGUAAUGAUGAGCAGGUGAUUCUUCAUGACGUUGAGAGACGGGAGACUCUGAACGUCUUCCUGCACAUCGACGCCGUCUACAGUUUGUCCGUCAGCCCGGUCAACGACAACGUGUUCGCCAGCUCAUCUGACGACGGGCGCGUUCUCAUCUGGGACACCCGCGAGCCGCCAAGCACAGAGCCGUUCUGCCUCGCCAGCUACCCGUCAGCAUUCCACAGCGUGAUGUUUAACCCCGUGGAGCCCAGACUCAUCGCUACCGCCAACUCCAAGGAGGGGGUCGGACUGUGGGACAUCCGCAAACCACGCAGCUCGUUGCUGCGUUACGGAGGCAGCAUGUCGCUGCAGAGCGCCAUGAGCGUCCGCUUCAACAGCACGGGCACACAGCUGCUAGCGCUGCGCCGCCGCCUGCCACCCGUCCUCUACGAGCUGCACUCCCGCCUGCCCAGCUUUCAGUUCGACAACCAGGGAUACUUCAACUCGUGCACCAUGAAGAGCUGCUGCUUCGCUGGAGACAAAGAUGAGUACAUCUUGUCUGGAUCCGAUGACUUCAACCUCUACAUGUGGAAAAUACCCAAGGAUCCAGAAGCUGGAGGUGCGGGUCGGGUGGUAAACGGGGCUUUCAUGGUCCUGAAGGGUCACCGCUCCAUAGUGAACCAGGUCCGCUUCAACCCGCACACCUACAUGAUCUGCUCGUCGGGUGUGGAGAAAGUCAUCAAGGUGUGGAGUCCUUACCAGCAGCCUAACAGUCUAGGUGACCUGGACGGUCAGGUGGAGGAUAAGUCUCGCAGCCUCUACACGCACGAGGAGUACAUCAGCCUGGUGCUGAACAGCGGCAGCGGUCUCUCCCACGACUACGUCAGCCAGUCCAUCCAGGAGGAUCCUCGCAUGAUGGCGUUCUUUGACUCUCUGGUGAGGCGAGAGAUCGAGGGGUGGAGCUCAGACUCGGACAGCGACCUGAGCGAGGAGGCCAUCAUGCAGCUGCACGCCCGAGGACGCCGCACCGCUCGGGCCACGCCCACCGCCCCCGUAGCUCCGUCUGCUGCCAGUCACCACAGCGACUCAGACAACUCGUCCUCGUCUUCUCUGGCGGGACCCGACGCCUCGGGAGGGGAGGAGCCAGCGGGAGCGGCGGCGGAGGGUCAGCAGAGGAGGCGGAGGAGGCAGAGCAGGAAUCAGUCCGGCUUCCUCGUAAACGAAGACUCGGACUCGUCUGAGUUCUGGCUCGACCCGAUGCCGCGGCCUCGCUCCCCGAGUCCCAGAGACAACUCCACGCUGUCGAGCCCCGCCUCCUCCCCCUCACUUCCUGCAGGAGCCUCCAGCUCCUCCUCAUCCACCUCCAGCUCCAGCAGCGACGACGAGGAGCGCCGCAGCGCAGUGAGGCGACGCAACGUGAUGAGGCGGAGACGCAUGAACGUUGUGUCUCGAGCCGGGGAUCGACCCGAGUCCGUGCAGGCUUUGUUCUCCGCCGUCGACUCCUGCAUCUACCCGUCCAUAUCGGUGGACGAUCUGUCGUCCUCCUCGUCGGGGGUGGAGCCAAACUCGCUCCAAAUCAAGCUAAGCGACGAGGAGGAGAAAUGUCUGAGCCCGUCUGACUUUGUGUGUCGCAGCCCGGUGAUGUCGCCCGCCGAGGACGAGGGAGAGAGGACUGCCCGACUGUCAGCCGCGUCCCCGCCGCCGCAGCUCGCACUGAGGAAGGACAGCUGGGACGGCGGCGAGGCCUGCAGCUCGGGGGCUUUGGACUCUCAGAGCCGAUGCAGCCCCGGAGCGAACGGGCAGCACCGGACAGCGAGCGAAAACCUGCACGUGUCGUCAGAAUCAGAAGAAGACGACACGAGGACGCCACAGAGCGCUCUGAAAAGGACUCACGGGACGUCAGAGGAGAGCGAGUCCGGCUCCUCGCCGUCAGAGAAGAAGUUAAAAACGUAAUCUGUUUGUCACGCUGGAUAAAAAACAUUCAUGACUCGAUUAAGACGUUUUUUUUAUGGGUUUCUUUAACUCAGAUUUUCAUUUGGCUUCUCUUGACAUGUGAAACAUGAAGCCGAGCUGAAGAUUUAUUUUAUUUUAGAAAAGUGAAUCAAAGUCGUCGUUCUGUUGGUCAAACCAGCGAUGACGCUAAAAGAUGCAGAAUAUGAAGCUAAGCUCAUGUUGUUGAUGCUGUUUUAAAGUGAAGCUGAGAUUUUCCUGCAGCAUCAGCGUUUCUGUCUCAUGCUCUGGUUGAUGCAGGAAGCUCCGCCCACCAUCUGAAGCUCGUCCAAUCAUAAUGCAAAAAAAAAAGCUGUGCAGCAUUUUGAGUUUUUGAGGUUUCCCCGAGCGAGGAUGUGACGAGUCGACGUGUGUCUGUAGAAAAUGUAGGGAGCAGCAUUUGUUAAAGCUGUGUGUUGAAAUUAUGCUUUCAGUGUCUCCUCCCCCUUGUUUUUUGGUCUCCUUGCCCCGCCCCCCUCCUCCUCGGUAUCAGCACCAGCCAGCGCUCGCUUUUGUUUUUCCUGUAAUUAAAGAAGAAUUUGUUCUUCAG